CGGACAGUCGGGGCGUUGGCGACUCGAUGAGCUGUAGACUCUUCUAUUCUUAGGUCGCUUGUCAGGCAUCUGGAGACGCCAUGGCUGACCGCAGGCAUAUAAUGACAGAGGAACCCCCAUGCAUGGCCAUGUUAACUCCUGCUUUCCACUUAGUCUUAUGACUGUUAGCCUUCUUGUAGAACUCUCACGAAGAAUGCCAUGGUUCCAAAGAAGAAGCGGCUCUAUGUCGCUCUCUAUCCAUCUGGAGUCGCUGACAACGAGGAACGAAAGUAUGGAUGCCCGUCCUUUCACAUUGCCGUGAUUCGAUCAAGGCUCAACAUCAUUCCCAGAUAUGACUGGAGCUUUCUUAUCGGCCCCAAAGUUGAAGACAGGCAGCAGGUCCCUGGCAUGCGCUAUCAUGUGAAAAACCAUUUUACACAUGGCUGGACUUAUGAGGAAGUCUCUGUGUCCAAUGUCCAGAACACCAAUACUCUUCUGGCACGAAUCGUGGUCGCGAAAGUUGAAGACGAAAGGCGUCUUGUCGAGAUCUUCCGAACUACACAAGUCGUGCAGAACGACCCUCAGUGGCGUUGCCGUACUUGGAUUUCUGAUGUACUGGCAAGAUUGGCCAUAGAUGGCAAAGCGGUCGGGACGUCGCAAUUGGACUGGGGCAAGGUCGAGGCAGUGGCUCGAGGCUACGUUACGAAAAAAGUUGCCGCUGGGCGGUAUUCGGCGGGCAAAGACAUGGCAUCACCGAAGCCGACUUGGGACAUGCUCGAAGAAAAGGAAAUCGUGCCCUGAACUCGAAGAACAAUUGCGCCGGUCGGUUUCAAGCCCACGAAUUCCGAAUUUUCUGAUGCAUUGUCGAGCAUUUUCAUCCAUCCCAUACACUCACUCAAAAUUCUCCCCACCAUUUCUGACGCGUAAUCUCCAUCUUCAAAUGGUCAGGGUCAGGUUCAAGGAACUUUGGGAUAACUUUUUGCCAGGCUUCUCGGGUUCGAUUUCCACACCAAGCAGAAGUGUACUCCCAGUAGUGUGGAUACCACCCUGAGAACUCCCAGUCAACAAUCCCCACCACCUGAGCUCCGCGAACCAGGAUAUUGAACGGGUUCAGAUCUCCAUGUGUGAACACAAGAGGUGGAUAUGGUUCGUCCUGCAUGGCGAUCAUAUCUUGAACUUCUCUCCAUUCUUGAAUGUUUUGUCGACAUGGUGGUUGCUCUGCCUUUAGACCCUCACGCAGCCACAGAUGAAACUCCUGAAUGCUUUUGAACGGGCCAAACCUAGGGUUGGAUCGGGGAUUGCGCGAGUCCCGUAAAGAGCCACCGGUGCAACUUUGAACUCCGGGGCCUGGCGGGCACAACUUUCUCAUCUCCAGCAGCAUCUGCCACAGCUGCGUACAAAUACUUGUAAGAUCUGCCUCCGCGAGAGAACCAAAAGCUUCAGCCAGAGUUUUCCCACGGAUUCGUUCCAUAACAAUGUAGACUUGAUUAUCAUGGAUAAAGGAACAAUAUACCCGUGGCACAGGAAUGGAGGUAUGGCAUUUGAUGAAA
Molecule: messenger RNA, 1529 nt
Organism: Exophiala dermatitidis NIH/UT8656
Lineage: Eukaryota; Fungi; Ascomycota; Eurotiomycetes; Chaetothyriales; Herpotrichiellaceae
Exons: 1
Coding region: 199-780 (193 amino acids)
Source: RefSeq, a predicted model, not a curated record